This is a messenger RNA of Camellia sinensis, 1513 nucleotides long. The record is from RefSeq and is a predicted model, not a curated record. Lineage: Eukaryota; Viridiplantae; Streptophyta; Magnoliopsida; Ericales; Theaceae.
GUUUUUGCUUGGGUUGGUUGCUUUUACUUUUGAGCUUUUCAAAGUAGAAACAAAGCUCUGUACAACUUCUUCUGAGUAAGAAAGCAAAAGCAAACCAAACAUCUGCUUAACUUUGUCCUGUGAUUUCUUGGAAAUCCUAUAUCAUUUCCUUCCUAUCUUCAUCGAUACCCAUGUAGAGAUUGAGGGAUAUAUAUAAAGAGAGGGGAAAAAAAUGAGUGUUUCUCUAACUGUAAUGACUUUCAAUCUUCUUGAAGAUCAGGCAGAGGACAGUCCAAAUUCAUGGGAAAAAAGGAGGGAUUUGUGUAUAAGCGUUAUAACCAGUUAUUCCCCAAUGAUUCUUUGUACCCAACAAGGUGUGAAGUCUCAGUUGGAGUAUCUUCAGCAGGGCUUGCCAGGUUAUGAUCAAUUUGGUAUUUCCAGAAAAGGAUCUGAAGACACUUUAGAUCAACAUUGCACCAUCUUUUAUGACAAGGAGAAGGUGGAACUGUUAGAAGGUGGAACCUUUUGGUUGUCAGAAUCGCCAUCGGUCCCUGGAAGCACAUCAUGGGGAUCUGAAGUUCCAUGUAUUGCCACAUGGGUGACAUUUCAACUAAAAGGAGUUGAGCCACCAGGAUUUUCGUUUCAGAUAGUUAAUACAUGCAUGGAUGAGUUCAGUCCUCGUGCCCGCAGGAGAAGUGCUUUACUCACAUGGCAGCAUAUUGCGUCUUUGCCUCCUAACUUACCAGUUGUAUAUUGUGGAGGAUUUAACACACAAAAGGAAUCAACUACUGGACGUUUUCUUCUCGGGAGAUCAAGGGAGCAUGGAGUUGUAGGUGAUAUGAGGGAUGCAUGGCCCAAUGCUCGGGUGAGGAAGAAUAUGUCUCUCAUACGCACUUUUCACGGCUUUAAAGGUAACAAACAGGGAGCUCUUGAAUUCCUCAAGUUAAUCUUUAGAGCUCUUUGUCUCUGCUGGGAUCGCCAAACUCAGGAUCUACACGUAGAUUGGAUUCUUUUUAGAGGGAGAUCGCUAAUUCCAGUUUCGUGUGAAGUUGUGAAUGAUAACAUUGACGGGUACUAUCCAUCUUCGCAUUAUCCAAUAUUUGUUGAGUUUAUGCUUCCGCGUACUGUGAGACUUCUCGAACCACCUGCUCAAGAUGGAAAUUGAGCCAUCUAUGUUGGAAAUGUUGAAAAAUGGUGGAUAUUGGUGCUAUCGAAACAGUUAAUGACAAAUUUCCUAGUGAAAGUAGCAGAAACCAUGCACCGUGCCUGACUGCCUCUAUCGUUACUUUGAGUUGUGGAAAAAAGAAACCAAUUCCCUUGUGAAAUUUCUCGCCAGCAGUUAGGAAUUCAAUUUUUUACUGUUCAUUUUGACUAGCCCCAAAAUCUGUGCCUGAAUAAUGUAUUUUUUUUCAUUUCAUAAGUUAUCAUAUUGAUGAAGUUUGCAGGUUGUAUGAAGUUUAAAAAGCUUCAAAACUGUUUUGUUGUCUCCAUGAGUUCAUGUGCUGCUUGAAGUUUGCAGAUCCUCUUUAUUUCA